This is a messenger RNA of Schistocerca nitens (vagrant locust), 576 nucleotides long. RefSeq lists its product as uncharacterized. The transcript has 4 exons. Lineage: Eukaryota; Metazoa; Arthropoda; Insecta; Orthoptera; Acrididae. The record is from RefSeq and is a predicted model, not a curated record. The coding region runs from base 235 to 576 and encodes 113 amino acids.
ACCAGCAUCUCAGUUAAAAAUAACUGAAAUCAAUUAACUGUUCAGCUAGUUGCUGAAGUUUAACAGGUGAUUUUGUGCAACGUAUUUUCGUGGAUCUGAAACAACUCGAGGACAAACUGAACUGUAAAAAAAAAAACACCUAAGAGGCAAACUUGCUAUUUUGCCAGAUGCUUUAUUUGCCUUGCUGAAAUGCCGUAUUUUCUUCAAUACCAAUUGUGGUAACCAGAAUUGGACAUGACCAGGAGAAACUGGCCAAGCUCACAAAUGACACAGUUGCUUGCUGCUGUAAGUGGACUGGUCACACUACAAACUGCAGCUACUACAACACCUCCUCCUGUACCACCACCAAUGAUGCCUCCAGUGCUGCCAUUUCGUGCCUUCAAACCUGACGCUGGUCAGAAUACAUUGCCCAGCUCAAGGCGCACUUCGCAGCAUACAACGUACCAGGUUCACUUUGAAGAUGACUGGACGGUAUACAGCUCAUAUAUUAGAAGAAGUCGAAUUUAUGCAGCUGCACAACCAAAAUUUUACGGAACAAUGUUUGCGCCCCGAAAACAUGAAGAUGCACAAUAUUAA